Messenger RNA from Spodoptera litura, 832 nucleotides. RefSeq names its product adipokinetic hormone 3 (gene AKH3). Lineage: Eukaryota; Metazoa; Arthropoda; Insecta; Lepidoptera; Noctuidae. The record is from RefSeq and is a predicted model, not a curated record. Gene Ontology annotation, molecular function: hormone activity.
GGCAGUAUGCGCGGUUUAGCUCUUCUAUAUAAGGUGGUUGCCGCGCUUUGCUGGCCACUGUUGUGCUUCAGGAACGAGCCAAGACAUGUCGGGGGUACGUUGUAGUAGGUGUCUGGCGGUGAUAGCGGCCUGCGUCCUGGCGGCGGCGCUGGUGUCUGCGCAGAUCACGUUCAGUCGCGACUGGACGGGCGGCAAGCGGGCCGCUCCUCAACUCGCCCUCGACUGCGGACAGUUCACCAGGCUGUGUCGCCACUUCGUACACGAGCUGAAGCAAGCUCUGACGUCGGAGAUGGCCAGCAAACACCAGGAGUUGGACAAGCCACCUCUGUACGACGAAGAGUAGCGCCUGCUUUCAAACUGUUCAGGCAGACUCCCGAACUCACGGCCAGAUUAUUAACACAUGAAUAGGAUAUACUUACAAUUGACUCGAGUACUUUGUUUAUUCAUUUAUUAUCUAUAUUUAUUUGGGUAUUUCUUCAAUGUUUUUUGCGGUAAACAAGUCAUAUUUAUUAAAAAAAAACUAGCUUAAGCCAGCGUAAUCAAAAGUAGCCAUAUUUGAAUCCCGACCAUAAUCUAAUCCUUUUCCAAAUUUCAUCAUGAACCCUCUAACCGUUUUGACAUGAUUGAGUACCUAACACAACAUGUACACAGACACAAACACGGUCACAAACUUACGCAUUCAAAAUGUUAUUUAAAUUAUUAGUAAGACUACACAGAUCGUAUUUUUUGCUAGCGUGAUAGCUUAAGCUCUUCUCAGUACUCCAGACUCUGUGAAUGUACAAUUUCAAUACAAUAGGAAUGAUGUCAGUGUAUGAAAAUUAAAAACCUAAUU